Molecule: messenger RNA, 2134 nt
Organism: Eubalaena glacialis (North Atlantic right whale)
Lineage: Eukaryota; Metazoa; Chordata; Mammalia; Artiodactyla; Balaenidae
Gene: NRIP2
Product: nuclear receptor interacting protein 2
Exons: 6
Coding region: 80-775 (231 amino acids)
Source: RefSeq, a predicted model, not a curated record
CAGAAAGCUGACGGGUCGAGGAAGCAGAGAGGACGGAGGGCAAGACCGCUCAGGAGCCCCCGGCCCGCCCGCGGGGGCCAUGAGCGUCCGGCCGGACGCCCCGAGGGAGGAGGGAGAUGCCGGGGACAGGGGACAGGAGGCAGAGCCGCGGGGCCGAGCCAGCAGCCGGCAGCGCCAGCGCAGACAGGCCACCCGGUUCCUGCACAAGGACUCGGCCGACCUGCUCCCCCUGGACGGCCUCAAGAGGCUCGGCACCUCCAAAGACUGGCAGCAACCGCACAACGUGAUCCAGAGGCGUCUGGUGGAGGGGAACCCGAGCCGGCCUCAGGGGCAGCAUCCCUUGGUGCAGGCCGCGAUCCACGGCCAGGAGAGCAGGAGGAGGACCAGCAAGACAGAAAGGCCGGCUCUUCUGGUCAACUGCAAGUGCCAGGACCAGGUUCUUCAGGUGGCCGUGGACACGGGCACCCACUACAAUCAGAUCUCCACUGGAUGCCUCAGCCGCCUGGGGUUAGGGAAGAGGGUCCUAAAAGCCCCAGCUGGGGACCUGGCACCUGGGCCCCCAGCCCAGGUGGAGCCGCUGGAGCUACAGCUGGGCCAGGCAACCGUGGUGUGCUCGGCCCGGGUGGUAGAUGUGGACAGUCCUGAACUCUGCCUUGGCCUGCAGACUCUGCUGUCUCUCAAGUGCUGCAUUGACCUGGAGCACCGCGUGCUACGGCUGAAAGCCCCCUUCCCUGAGCUGCCCUUCCUGCCUCUGCACCAAGAGCCGGGCCAGUGACCGCUGCCCCCGAUGGUCCCCAGGGGGAAGCUCCUUGCCUCAGGGGAAGAGCCAUGAUGGGGCAUGACUAGAGCCAGGUAGCUGGGACAGCUGGGUCUGUCCCUCCUGUCACCACCCUGACCCCACUGUCCCAUCUCCCAGUCGGCCACACUCCUCUGCUUCUCAGCACCUGCCCCAACCCCCAGGAGGAGUGUUCCCUGGAGGGCCCGCGAUCUCAGGGUUCUGGUUUCCCCGUCCUCUCUCAUCCCCCCCGUCCCAAGAAGAGCGGAGCUCAAUCAGGACUGCAGAAAAGGACAUCAGCAGAGCGGGAUCCUGGUUGGGCCCCUGGCACAGCAGGGGGUGGCCCAAGUCCAAGGCUGCAGCCUGCUGCUGGGCCCUGCCUGCCCCGUCCACCCCGAACACCGUUGAGGCCUUGACUCCGCGUGGCUCGCCUCACAACUAGCCCGCCCCCCUCCCCGGCCCGGGUCCCUGGCCCUGCUGCGUCCACUUCUCUGAUCUGCGCACAGCUGAGCGGGAGAGAAACGGUCACCACAACAGUAGAGGAAUGCCUGGCCCACGAGGGCCGGGGGUUCCUUCAUCAGCUGCCUCUUCUGGGGCUGCAAACGUCUGAAGCCAGUUAUUAUUUGAUGCCCUGCGCAAACUUUGGGUAAACCUCUACUAUUUACUCCAGAUACAUACCCUCCACCUGCUCUUCACCCACUGGGAGAGCCCUGUGGGGAACUGCCCCCCAAGGCAGGCAGGAUGGUGGCGUUGCCAGGACCCAGACUUAACCUGACCAAUAUUCCUUAUAUCUAGAACUAUCCACUUCAUUAGACCUUCUUCCCACCCCUCAUCUCUGGCCUCCUGAGCUUGAGCUGGUCUUUUCUGGCAUCAGUGGCUACCCACCCCCCGACCCCCCCCAGCCCUGAGUCCAGCAAAGACACAAGGAAGCUUUGCUACCUUUCCUGUGAAGAGCCCAAACCUCAAAGGGCCAGGCCCCCGGGUGCCUUUCUGGCUGGUUUGAGUCUCUCGUAUGUUGCAUUAGGGGAAGAGGAAGACAGCGGUAUAACUAACCCAACCAGGGGACUAGGACACUCGGGUCGGAAUCAAAACCCUGAGCCUGGAGUAGAUUAGAUCUGAGCAGCGCCAGGACCUGCCGGGACCCCUGGCCGUACCUUUCUCAGCUGAGUCCUCUGCACCCAGGAGAGGAGAGGGGCUCACCGGCACAGGUGUGAGAGUGCGCUGGCCCCUCUGGCCGUGCUCCUUGACCCCUGCCCUCCCGGGCCUCGCCCUGUCCCCCUCCCUUCUGCCUCCUUUGCUUCUGCAAUUGCAGACCCAGGCCCACGGAGGCCCUCAGCUCAGUGGCUUCUCCAUUUGAAU